CGGAGCAUGAUUAGUCUGACAACAUUGCUAGAAUCAUUUUGGGGAUAUGCAUUGAAAACAGCAGCGCACACACUCAACAGAGUUCCAUCUAAAGCUGUCGAGAGCACACCAUACGAACUAUGGCGUGGGAGAAAACCGAGUUUCUCGUACUUUAAGAUUUGGGGCUGUGAAGCUUAUGUAAAACGUCUCAUGACGUCUAAAAUAAUUUCUAUAGAAAUAUACAAGAUUAUUAUUAUCCCAAUUUUAAUCUUUAUAUUUUAUACUACUAUAAUCUUUACUAGCAUAAAGAUUGUGGUAGACUCCGGCGUUGUUCGUGUGUCAAAGUUGGAGACCGGAUGCUUGAACGGUUACGUUUGCACUUUCAACGCUCUUCCUACGACUUCUUCGUUUUUACCGCUUACGAAGAAAG
This is a messenger RNA of Cuscuta campestris, 409 nucleotides long. The record is from the annotation of a GenBank genome assembly. NCBI's taxonomy places the organism in Eukaryota, Viridiplantae, Streptophyta, Magnoliopsida, Solanales, Convolvulaceae.